Messenger RNA from Aplysia californica (California sea hare), 2466 nucleotides. RefSeq names its product zinc finger protein 76. Gene Ontology annotation, biological process: regulation of transcription by RNA polymerase II; central nervous system development. Gene Ontology annotation, molecular function: RNA polymerase II cis-regulatory region sequence-specific DNA binding; DNA-binding transcription factor activity, RNA polymerase II-specific. Gene Ontology annotation, cellular component: nucleus. NCBI's taxonomy places the organism in Eukaryota, Metazoa, Mollusca, Gastropoda, Aplysiida, Aplysiidae. The record is from RefSeq and is a predicted model, not a curated record.
GCGAGAUUCAGACAGUCUUUCCCCAUCCCUGUUCCUGUUCGACCUGAGCAGAGGCCCACAUCAUGUUCAUACUCUUGGUGUGAUCUCUGAUGUUCGUGCUGCUGUAGAAGACAAUGGACAAUGUGCUGGAGGGUUUGGCCGAGCCGAGUUCCCUGUCGCCGCUCUCCACCACCGUGCACGACGAGGACUUUACCACACUCGGGGAACACACUGAGGUACGGCACUAAUUUCCUUAACACUACACUCGGGGAACACACGGAGGGUACUAUCGAAGGAGAUCAUCUCAACUCUGACGGGGAGGAAGCUUUGACGGCAGCUCACGACGUCGAUGAUGAUCAUGUGACCAUUGUGCCAGGUGAAAUAGGAGAAGUUGACGAUGAUCCUAUUGGGCUGGGAGUGGCGGGAGGCCCCCCCUCGGAGGUGCUGCAUCAUGUCGGGGGCCUGGAGGGCGUGGUGGCCGACACAGUGGACAGUGGUCAGUCCCAGGGGCUAGAGGAGGUGAAUACUCAGGUCGCGUUGGAUGACCCCAACGUUCUGACCUCAGAAACCCAUCUGGUGCAGGCGGCGGAGCAGGAGGGAAUCCUGCUGACCACUGACGCCGACGGGAACCUGGCUGUGCCUGUCUCAGCUGACCACGUCAUCCGGCUCUUCAUGCAGACCUCAGACGGCAAUGUGGUGGCUGCCGACGCCCCCAUGGAAGCACUCAAGUUUUCCAUGCCCGGCCUCAUGACCACCUCCGAGGGAGGGGAGACCACCCAAACUGUGCAGGCGGUCACUCUCCCCGACGGGACCACCACGCUGAUCGAGGCGCCUAAAGAUCCCGAAACUGUCCCAGAAUCUCAACUGUUGCCCAAGUUUGUGGAAGGGCAGACGAUCAAGCUGGAGAACGGGACCACGGCGUUGUUGCAGCCCACGCCAAGAGAAGCUUUAAAUGAAGGUCUGCAAGCCAUCCAACUGGAAGACGGCUCCACGGCCUUCAUCAGCCACCCGAACCCCGAGGGUCUCUUCGCCGCAGGCUCCUCGCAGAUUGACGCGUCGAGUUUGAACCUGGACCAACUGGCUUCUCAGACAAUGAUCGGAGCCGCAGACAAAUCGUCGGACAAAGCCCUAGUGAUCGGGGACAAGGCGUACAAGUGUCUAUACGAAGACUGCGGCCGCCUCUAUACCACCCACCACCACUUGAAGGUUCACGAAAGGUCUCACACAGGGGACCGGCCGUUCAUCUGCGACUUCCCUAACUGUGGGAAAGCAUUCGCCACGGGGUACGGGCUCAAGUCCCACAACCGCGUGCACACAGGGGAGAAGCCGUACCCGUGUCCGGAGAGCGGCUGCGAGAAGGCGUUCAAAACGUCGGGCGACCUUCAGAAACACGUCCGCACACACACGGGUGAGCGCCCGUUCAAAUGCCCGUUUGAAGGCUGCACCAGAUCUUUCACCACGUCCAACAUCCGCAAGGUCCACAUCCGCACGCACACGGGGGAGCGGCCGUAUAUCUGUGAUAUGGAGGGUUGUGGGAGAGCUUUUGCCUCGGCGACCAACUACAAGAACCACAUACGCAUACACACAGGUGAGAAGCCGUACGUGUGUACGGUGCAGGACUGCGGGAAGCGGUUCACAGAAUACAGCAGCCUGUACAAGCACCACGUCGUACACACGCACACCAAGCCGUACACGUGUUCCCACUGCGGCAAGACGUACAGACAGACCAGCACGCUGGCCAUGCACAAACGCACGGCGCACGGAGAGGACUAUCCUCAGGAGCUGGCUGGAGACGGGGCUGAGAUGGCCAUCUGUGUGACUAACCCCGAGUCGGCAGAGCCCCCGACCAAGAAGAGAAUGAUCAAGUCGGAGCUGCCGCAGUCAGGGGAGACGAGUGCGGGCGAGAAUCUCAUAGUCAACUCCACCGACGGCUCUCAGAUGGUGCUUCUGGCGUCGCAGAUGAACAGCUCGGAGGCGGUGGUCACUCUGGCCGACGGCACGGCCCAGCUGGCCAACCUGGUAGCUCUGCAGUCGCCAGGCACCAUCAGCAUGCAGGAGCUGCAACAGAGCGGGGUGGCCGGGUUCACAAGUCUGUCGCUGGGCGAGGCCGGGCAGCAAGUCCUGGUGGUCACCGAUCCCUCACAGCUCGAGGCGUUACAGCAAUUGGCGGCUCAGCACCUGGAGACGUUGACACAUGUGCCAGACGGGACGUCGGUGGAGGCUGCCAGCGGUGACGACGGGGCGGGGCCAGAGGGCGGGGGGAACGUCAGCAUUCCGACAGAAGCUAUCGCAGUGACCACCACCUCGUUGAGCCAGUGAGAGGGAUGGAUGGACGCGCGCGCUCCUCCUACCUUAUUGCUAAAUAAGUCUGUAUAAGUCUUGCGGUCGUUUGGAAUGAGGCUUGCACUACUGUGAAUAAAGGUGUACAGUCUCCCCUCUCCCCCCCCUCCCCUCCCCCCUCCCAAGCUCUACACUCACACACUUUAA